AUGUCCCUACCCUCCCAUUUCACCCGGCGCCACCUGACCCUUCUUCGCUCCAACUCCCCACGCACUCCGCUCCGCGUAGUCGCCCACAUUGACCUGGACGCCUUCUACGCGCAAUGCGAAAUGGUCCGCCUUAACACGCCGCUCACCCAACCACUGGCCGUCCAGCAAUGGGAAUCCCUCAUCGCAGUCAACUAUCCCGCGCGCGCGUUCAACAUCACACGCAUGCUGACGGCGGCAGAGGCGCGCAAGCGCUGUCCGCAGCUCAUCACGCAGCACGUCGCGACGUUUCGGGAAGGGGAGGGUGAACAGUGGAAAUAUAGGGAUGAUGCGGCGGAGUGCAUAGCAACAGAUAAGGUAUCGUUGGAACCGUAUCGGAUGGAAAGUAGGAAGAUUCUGGAGGUUAUCAAGACGGUUCUGACGGAGCGGGCGGAGGAGGUCAUAAGGGAUGUAGGUGUUGAGGGUGCUGCCAAGGGGCCGGGAAUGGAGCAGCUGGUGAGGGUUGAGAAGGCAGGGAUCGAUGAAGUUUUUGUUGAUUUGUCGGCGUUGGUGUAUGAGACGUUGUUGGAGUGGUAUCCCAUGCUGCGGGAGGGGGAGGUGGAGCUCGAUGUGAAUGAGAGGUUACCUGGUCUUCCGACUACGGUGUUGGAAUGGGGUAAAGAGGAUAUGUUGGUUGAUUUGGAUGUUGGUGAGGCGGAGGAAGAUGACCCUGACUGGGAUGAUAUGUGUAUGCUUGUGGGAGCGGAUAUCGUCCGCUCUGUGCGUGCGGCCAUCUGGGAGAGGUUGAAAUAUACCUGCUCAGCUGCGAUUGCGAGAAAUAAGAUGAUGGCAAAAUUGGGAAGCUCGUGCAAUAAACCGAACAAGCAGACUAUUGUGCGCAAUAGAGCUAUUCAGCACUUUCUGAGUGGAUUUCGGUUUACGCAGAUUAGGAUGCUGGGGGGGAAGCUGGGGAAACAGGUGUCCGCUACCUUUGGCACGGAGGAGGUUGGCGAUCUCUUAAGAAUCCCCAUCGAGCAAUUGAAGUUAAAACUAGGUGAUGAUACGGGCACAUGGCUAUAUGAGAUUAUCAGAGGUUAUGAGUAUAGUGAGGUUAGUAUGCGGACGAAAAUUAAGUCCAUGCUCUCAACCAAGUCAUUUCGGCCAGGUAUCAAGUCAUCGGGACAGGCAGAGAAGUGGCUACGAAUUUUUGUCGCGGAUAUUUAUGGCAGGCUGUUGGAAGAAGGGGUUUUGGAAAAUAAACGUCGUCCCAAGGUUGUCACUAUACACCAUCGGACCAAGGGGCAGACGAGGUCUCGUCAGAUUCCGAUUCCGCCGGGGAGACCGAUGAGCGAUACGAUGUUGUUUGAUCUUGCUAAGACGCUGCUGGCCCAGGUUGUGAAUGAGGGCAAUAUUUGGCCGUGUGCGAAUUUGUCCCUAAACGUCAGCGGAUUUGAAGAUGGGCUUACGGGCAAUCGAAGCUUGGAUUCCUUUUUUGGUCGCGGGGAUGGCGGCGCGAAAACGGCAGCUGCUGCCAUACAGCAACAAGAGCAGAGUGGUGGUAGUGUCCAACGGGGAUUCAUGCAUGGCUCUGAACCACAUAAGAGGAGAAAAGUGUCGGAUAAUGAUCGUGAUGAAGAUGAUCACGUCAACGAUGACCUUAGCACCCGAUCCUCUGACCGUGCAAAUGAAGACGAAGAAGAAUCUCUCUUCCUCCAAGAACCUGACCUUCAUCAUCCUUCGCAUCUUACAUCUACAACAGCAGCUACACCUCCACUGAACGGAAACGCCAUCGUCACACAACACAACGACUGGACCACUGUUGAUUUACAGGAAUUAUCUUUCCCCUGCACCCGUUGCGGCAAGACGAUAAUGGAAUACGACAAAAUCGAGCAUGAAGACUGGCAUUUCGCCAAGGAUUUAGAUGAGCAGGACAGACUGCACCAUUCGACAACUAUUCCCCCCACCUUACGGCAGAGAGGUAAUUUGAGGAGCAGAGGUCGCGGUCGCGGUCGCGGGAAGACCGAUAAGCGACAAAGUCGACUCGCGUUUUGA
This is a messenger RNA of Paracoccidioides brasiliensis Pb18, 2028 nucleotides long. Its product is annotated as DNA-directed DNA polymerase eta. Gene Ontology annotation, molecular function: damaged DNA binding; DNA-directed DNA polymerase activity. The record is from RefSeq and is a predicted model, not a curated record. Bases 1 to 2028 code for a protein of 675 amino acids. Gene Ontology annotation, biological process: error-prone translesion synthesis; response to radiation. The transcript has a single exon. Gene Ontology annotation, cellular component: site of double-strand break; replication fork; nucleus.